Molecule: messenger RNA, 750 nt
Organism: Zophobas morio
Lineage: Eukaryota; Metazoa; Arthropoda; Insecta; Coleoptera; Tenebrionidae
Product: rhoptry surface protein CERLI2-like
Exons: 9
Coding region: 1-750 (249 amino acids)
Source: RefSeq, a predicted model, not a curated record
AUGCACGUGGCCGUAAUUCAAACUUUCGAACUUUCUGUCAUUCAGGACAGGAGAUAUAAAAAAAAUACAGGUCAGAUCCAGUCGGGUCAGAUCAAGGCAGGUCAGAUCAAGUCAGGUCAGAUCCAGUCGUGUCAGAUCAAGGCAGGUCAGAUCAAGUCAGGUAAGAUCAGGUCAGGUCAGAUCAAGUCGGAUCAGAUCAAGUCAGGUCAGAUCCAGUCGGGUCAGAUCAAAGCAGGUCAGAUCAACUCAGGUAAGAUCAGGUUAGGCCAGAUCAAGUCGGAUCAGAUCAAGUCAGUUUGGCUAAUUACGACAGGUCAGAUACAGUCGUGUCAGAUCAAGGCAGGUCAGAUCAAGUCAGGUAAGAUCAGGUCAGGUCAGAUCAAGUCGGAUCAGAUCAAGUCAGGUCAGAUCCAGUCGUGUCAGAUCAAGGCAGGUCAGAUCAAGUCAGGUAAGAUCAGGUCAGGUCAGAUCAAGUCGGAUCAGAUCAAGUCAGGAGAUAUAAAAAAAUACAGGCUAAUUACGACAGGUCAGAUCCAGUCGGGUCAGAUCAAGGCAGGUGAGAUCAAGUCAGUCACGUCAGAUCAAGCCAACUUAUGUCAAGUCAGAUCAAAUCAAGUCAAGUGGGGACAGAUCAGAAAAUCAAGUUCGAUCAAGCAGUCAGGUCAGAAUAAGUCAAGUCAAGUCACGUUAGAUCAAAUCAAGUCAGACAUGUCCCGUCAAGUCAUAUCUGGUCAAAUCGGAUCAGGAUAG